Cutaneotrichosporon oleaginosum is the source of this 1084-nucleotide messenger RNA. RefSeq lists its product as uncharacterized. NCBI's taxonomy places the organism in Eukaryota, Fungi, Basidiomycota, Tremellomycetes, Trichosporonales, Trichosporonaceae. The record is from RefSeq and is a predicted model, not a curated record.
CCGCCCUCCCUGACACUUGUGCCUCUCCUCUCCAAGUCGCCAAAGAUGCCCGCCCAACAGUCCAUCUUUGCCUUUGUCCAUCAACUCAUCCUCAUCCUCCAUCUGUUAGCUUGACGCUGCAGCAACCCCGAGACCGACACCGACCCCGACCACCGACACUCGUUACGACCCCCGACACGCCACAAUGCGCGCCGCCGCCAUCCUCCCUGUCCUCGCCCUUCUCGCGACCGCCGACGCACGCAAGUGCAAGGCCAAGCACUCGACCGCGUCCCCCGUCCCGUCCGUCACCCCGGUCGCGGACGACAACGCGCUCAUCCACCAGCCCGAGCCGACCCCGUCCUCCAGCGAGAGCGCCUCGAGCGAGGCCACCCCGACCGAGUCGUCUUCGGUCGUGACCUCCGAGACCCCUGCGCCGUCGCCGACCUCCGAGGAGUCGGCCUCGGCCUCGGCCUCCCCUUCGCCCUCGCCCUCGCCUUCCGCCGAGCCCCAGGGCCCCGCGAACCCCGACGGUGCCGUGCCCGCGUCCGACCCACUCGCCGAGCAGAUUCUGCAGGCGCACAACGAGAUCCGUGCGCGCUACGGCGUCCCCGCCGUCUCGUGGAACGAGGAGCUCAGCGCCAUCGCCGUCGGCCAGGCCCAGACCUGCAACCAGGUGCCCCAGUUCCCGGCCUCGCGCCAGGACUACACCGACUCGCUUGUGCCGAGCCACGACGGCGACUUUGUCCGCUCCGUCCACGACGCCGGGUGGGAGGGCGAGAACUACGUCUACCCCACAGACGGCGGCGACAAGACGUACCAGGAGGCUGCCGCGCGCUGGACCCAGGUCGUGUGGCGCGCCACCACCGACAUCGGCUGCGGCUGGCACAAGUGCGAGGAGUGGCCCGAGGCCGCCCAGCUCAACGGCCAGUACAAGUUUGUCUGCGUUUACAACACGCACCAGACUUACGUCGGCAGCCCCGAGGCGUUCAACGCGAACAUCCCCGACAAGCUCGAGUAAAUUCGCCACCACACACGUGGUCAUAUCUUCUUCAGCGGCGCUGGCGCCGCCCGUACAUUUCAUACAGUACAUGACACUCUUUAGGAC